AUAAACUACCACACACAGUCUGCAAAAUCACAGAAUCCUCUACUGUUGAUGUUAUCCAGUAACAGACAACUCAAUAGCUCAAGGAUUUUUGCUGGGCUGAUAAACCAAAGAAACAUUCUACCUCUGCUGUUCCUCUGUUGACGCCAAUAUGAACAAGACAUUGACCACUGUUAUGCACCUUCAGAAUGAAAGUUUUGUAUUUUUAACAUCUAACCAGAAAUGCAGACAACACCCUGACAUGACACCCUUCCUGGGAACAGCCUAUAGUCUUGUCACCAUACUGGGGCUGCUUGGGAACAUUUCUCUGAUAUAUGUUAUUUGUCGACAAAAAGAAAGGGGUAAUGUUACCCACAUCCUUAUUGCUAAUCUGGCUUUCUCAGAUGUGCUGGUUUGUGCCUUCUGCCUGCCCUUCACUGCUGUUUACACUGUGAUGGAUUACUGGGUCUUUGGACUGGGUCUAUGCAAGAUAACCAAUUUUUUGCAAUGUGCAUCGGUCACUGUCUCUGUGCUGAUUCUAGUGUUGAUUGCCUUUGAAAGGUACCAGCUUAUCCUCCACCCCACUGGUUGGAAACCCAGUGUCCUUCAGGCCUAUGCUGCUGUAUUGCUAGUUUGGAUAAUUGCCUCUCUUCUUGCUUUUCCUUUAGCUUCAUCUAUGGUAUUAACAGAUACUCAAAAUAAAAAUAUCUCAAAGGUCAUCGGGUUUUUGGCAGACAAAUCAGUAUGUGUGGAAUCCUGGUCAUCUAACCAACAGUUAGUGGCUUACACAAUAUCAUUACAGCUCUUGCAGUACAUUGUGCCACUGUGUUUUAUACUGGGAUGUUACCUCCGCAUUUCUGUGCACUUAAAGCAUAGGGGUGCUAUGUUUGGAAGAAGUGACAACCACAUGAGAAGAGUCAACCUUAUGUUUGUCACCAUGGUAGGAGCUUUUGCUGUGUGCUGGCUGCCAUUUCACAUCUUUAAUAUUAUUGUAGACUGGCAACACCAGUUGAUACCUGUAUGCUACCAUAACCUUAUUUUUUCCUUGUGCCAUUUGCUUGCUAUGAUUUCAACAUGUGUUAACCCGGUAAUCUAUGGCCUGUUAAAUAGCAAUGUCAAGCGGGAAGUAAAGGCAUUGGUUCAGAACUGCACUGGUAGGAAACCAGACACAAGGGCAGCUGUAGAGGAGCUGGAAAAAUAUCCAUUGUCUGUUAAACAAAAUGUCACAUUGCCUGGGUCUCCAAGUAUAUACCUUGAAGAAGGUACCUUCUUAGGACACACAGUUUCUACAGAGGAACACUAAACAAUGAAACUAUUGCUGGAAAAGUUUUUUUCACAAAAAUAAAGAGGUCACUUGAGGUGUUCUAACUCACAAUGCAGAAAAAAGACUACAGGACUGACCGCUUGUCAAAUGUCCACAAGAAGAUACAAGAAUUCACAUUCCUAAUUUACAUGUUUAAUCCCAUAUACAAGUUUGCAUCUGAGUGUAAAAGGAGUGUAAUUCUUCAGUUGGUGGAAGCAUAACUGUGAAGGAAAAUUAUGACAUUACCUGUCCAGCUACUUCUUGCUUAUUGCCUACAUGUUUGUUAAAGUAAAUCAGUUCAUAGAGACAAGUAUUUACUCAAGAAUGUCAUAGAUAAGACCUUUCCCUCUCCAGUAAUACCUAAAUUGGAGAAAAUCAGAUUAUCAUUGGUAUUUAAUGAAUGGUGUAUUCUUGGACUGCCUUGCUUGCAUAAUGACAUCUAUAAUCUUAUGCAAAAGAAGAGUGCACACCUUUAGUUAUCAUUGGGGUAAUAUAUUAAAAGGUAACGUUUUCACCAAUAGUCACCAAUAGCAGUCAAUCAUGACUUCAAAGCAUGAAGAAUCUAUUUCACCUGUUAAAACCCUCUUAUUGGUUGGUAUGGUUUACUGCACCUGGGCAAACUUAGCACCUUUUAUUGCAUAUGGGGGAUAUGUGUUGUAUAAGGAUUACAUUUAGUUACUAUGAGGCACAUUUAUCAAAGAGUGAAACCACAGCUCGUCACAGUCCACUACAGUGAAACUAUGCUGCUCUCUGUUCCUUUCCAUGGAAUUUUGGCAGGCAUAUUUAUCACCCUUUGAUAAAUAUGCUAUUAAAAAUUCCAUUGCAAUGAACAGAGAACAGUAGAAUUUCACCCUGGUGGAAUAUCACAUUUACUCUGUAUUUUGCGUGACAUGCAAUGUUUUGUACAGAACUGUUUUCUUUGCUUCUGUCUAAAUUAGCUUGGCAAAUACAUGAAUAUAAUGGUAUUCUCAUCCAGUCUGCAGGUGUUAACAUUUCCUAAUGUAUGUACUUAAACAAAUUAUUUUCAUAAUUAUUGCAGUACAAUUGAAUAGAAUGUAAUUAAUAUUGUCUUUCAAUAUAAAAACAAUGUAAUUACAGUAUAUGUAAAUUUAUUAUGUUAAUAUAACACCUGCAUAACUGCUAGUUGA
Xenopus laevis (African clawed frog) is the source of this 2427-nucleotide messenger RNA. RefSeq names its product provisional ortholog of neuropeptide Y receptor Y4 L homeolog. Gene Ontology annotation, cellular component: membrane; neuron projection; plasma membrane. NCBI's taxonomy places the organism in Eukaryota, Metazoa, Chordata, Amphibia, Anura, Pipidae. Bases 149 to 1279 code for a protein of 376 amino acids. The transcript has 2 exons. The record is from RefSeq and is a predicted model, not a curated record. Gene Ontology annotation, biological process: signal transduction; G protein-coupled receptor signaling pathway. Gene Ontology annotation, molecular function: neuropeptide binding; pancreatic polypeptide receptor activity; G protein-coupled receptor activity.